AUGGUUGACAAAUUUUCUCGGGUUAGUGAUGGUAGCAAUACCGUCGACGGCGUCGGCGAUACCCGCAUGAGUAACGUGGCGGUUCCCUUGGGCGAGUGUCCAGGGGUUGGAGGAGUGAAGAUUCACCUUCCCCGGCAAAACCGCAACGCCUCAGUGGAGGAUAUGAAGGAAGCGACCGUAGGAGAAGACAGCGAAUUCGGCAACAAUGGCACCGCGGGCCCUGCUAAAAGAGGCGACCAAACUGCGUCGAACCCGCAGUCCUUCCUGAAUCCCUCCGAGGAUUUGCGGCGCGCCGCACCAGGCGUCACUUGGGUCACAAGUGAAGAAGUCUGGAAGGAAUAUGACAAGGAAGACGACAAGGGCCUUUUGUUUAAUAGCAUACGAAAUAGGGCGAGACUGCGCCGCGGAUUUAUUGAAUAUAAGGGCACAGUAGCAGUGUGGAAAGGCUGUCCUAAGAUCGAGGAGUGGGCGAAGAAGGAAAACCUCAGACCUAACGAUAAGGUCCAUAUUACUAUGUCAAUAGUCCCUAAGGAGAUACAACGUAGUGCUGCCACGAAGCCGAUACCUGACACAAUGCGCCCUCAUCAGGACGAUCCAAUCUGGCAGGAAUUUCAGAGAUUCCGGGAGUUUCAAAGAUUUGAGACUUUCCGGCAAUGGGAACAGGCCGAUCAAGAUCAACAAUCUGUGCGGGAAUCCACCACGGGCGACCGUCAAUAUCAUACAGAGCCUCGGCGCUGGAGAGGUCGCGAUCGCGGUGGCCGUCGUAGCCGCCGUGCUGGCUUCAGAAGAUAA
Messenger RNA from Daldinia childiae, 792 nucleotides. RefSeq lists its product as uncharacterized. Bases 1 to 792 code for a protein of 263 amino acids. The transcript has 2 exons. Lineage: Eukaryota; Fungi; Ascomycota; Sordariomycetes; Xylariales; Hypoxylaceae. The record is from RefSeq and is a predicted model, not a curated record.